CUGUCACAACCAGUGCUAUAAAGGCGGGUGUAUCUACCACGAAAUCGCUGUCACUGCAAUCCAGCCCAUCAUCACAAACCACAACAAUCACCCAUCUUAACCCCUCUUCCGUCCCUUGAAUCAGCACAAUGAAGACCCUCGCAGCAGCAGCCACCUUCCUGGCCACGGCCCUGGCCCAGAACGCCGCCAUCGGCCUCCCCAAGGCCGGCCAGACCGUCCAGCCAGGCCAGAGCCUUACCGUCCAGGUCCAGCGCCCUAACACCAUCACCGGCUCCCAAGAAAUGGCCGUCGCCAUCGGCUUCCAGUCCUGUGCCAGCGGCAGCUGCUACGCGGCCGACGAAUACAUGGGCACCAUCCUCUACAACGGCGCCUUCAGCCCCGUCUACCACGAAUACUACCUGCCGCCGUAUGAGAACUUCACCGUCACGGUGCCCGCGUCGGCGGCGGCCGGCCAGGCGGUCAUCGGGGUGGCGCAUGCUACUUUGGUUGGGGCAUCCGCGGCUCCGUACUUGGAAGUUCUGAACCAGACGGUUACUGUUGCUUAGAUUGAGGGUGGUUUUCGGGUGCGUGUCUAUACUAUUUGGUGGGUGGUAGUUUAAUUUA
This is a messenger RNA of Aspergillus japonicus CBS 114.51, 603 nucleotides long. RefSeq lists its product as uncharacterized. The transcript has 3 exons. The record is from RefSeq and is a predicted model, not a curated record. NCBI's taxonomy places the organism in Eukaryota, Fungi, Ascomycota, Eurotiomycetes, Eurotiales, Aspergillaceae. The coding region runs from base 129 to 545 and encodes 138 amino acids.